Messenger RNA from Ipomoea nil (Japanese morning glory), 1867 nucleotides. RefSeq names its product protein DETOXIFICATION 24-like. The transcript has 9 exons. Gene Ontology annotation, cellular component: membrane. Bases 155 to 1612 code for a protein of 485 amino acids. The record is from RefSeq and is a predicted model, not a curated record. Lineage: Eukaryota; Viridiplantae; Streptophyta; Magnoliopsida; Solanales; Convolvulaceae. Gene Ontology annotation, biological process: xenobiotic detoxification by transmembrane export across the plasma membrane. Gene Ontology annotation, molecular function: xenobiotic transmembrane transporter activity; antiporter activity.
UCGCUGAGCCAUAUAUGUAAGAUACGAUCAUUUCAUCUCGUUUCUUCUCUCACUCUCCCUCUCUCGCUCGGAAGAUCAUCGCUGCUCGGCGGUUCAGAAGAAGAAGAGCAGAAACUCCGGCGGACCAAAAACCGGCCGAGCUUAAUCGACAGAUAUGGAUAAUGACAUACAUAAAAGGCUGCUAAGUUCUCAAGCAGAGAACACAAGUGAUGAUCUAAAAGUUAGGGUAUACGAGGAAUCCAGCAAGAUAUGGAGAAUUGCAUUGCCCGGUGUACUCUCGCGGGUGACUUCAUUUGGAAGUAUAAUAGCCACGCAGUCAUUCAUUGGCCACGUCAGCGCGCUUGAUCUUGCUGCUUAUGCCCUUGUUCAAACUCUCAUUGUCCGAUUUGUCAAUGGAAUUUUGUUAGGGAUGUCGAGUGCAACAGAGACUCUAUGUGGGCAAGCAUAUGGAGCUGGGCAGUAUCAUAUGCUGGGAAUUUACUUGCAAAGAUCAUGGAUUGUUGAUUUGGUGACAUUGACAAUCUUUAUUCCGUAUUACUUCUUUGCCACUCCAUUCUUCAAGCUUCUUGGAGAGGAAGAAUCCAUUGCAGAGGCUUCUGGAUAUAUCUCUUUGUGGUUCAUUCCUUUCGUCUACAGCGUAGUAUUUAGCACCACCAUCCAAAUGUAUCUACAAGCACAGCAAAAGAACAUGAUUAUUGCGUGGCUAUCUAUAGCGCAAUUUGUCAUCCACAUUCCACUUUCUUGGUUAUUAGUUUACAAGUUCGAGUUUGGGGUUGCGGGUGCGAUGAUUGCCCUCUCCAUAUCCUCCUGGUUCGUUGUGAUCAGUGAGUUUGUGUACAUAUUUGGAGGCUGGUGCCCAAAUACAUGGAGAGGAUUUACAAUGGAUGCCUUCAAAGAUAUAUUCCCUGUUGUCAAGCUCUCCAUAUCUUCAGGACUUAUGCUUUGUUUGGAGCUAUGGUACUAUGCUAUAUUGGUUUUGCUAGCUGGAUAUAUGAAGAAUGCAGAGGUUGCCAUAUCAGCCUUCUCCAUCAGCAUUAAUGUAUAUGCAUGGUUAUUCAUGAUUAGCUUGGGCUUACUUGGGGGUGUCUGUGUACGCGUUGCGAAUGAACUUGGCAAAGGGGAUGCUAAAGCUACAAUAUUUUCUAUUAAAGUAGCUAUAGGGAAUUCGAUUGUGAUUGGGUUAUUCUUCUUUGUUGUGUGCUUGGUGUUUGGGAACAAAAUUGGAUACAUGUUUACCAACGAGAAGGAGGUUGCAGAUGCUGUGUCGGACCUCUCUAUACUGCUCGCAUUCUCUGUAUUGCUCAAUAGUAUUUAUCCAGUACUGUCAGGUGUGUCGAUUGGAGCAGGUUUACAAACCACAGUAGCAGUUAUAAACCUGGUUUGCUUUUAUGGUGUUGGAAUACCCAUUGGUGCUUUGCUUGGCUAUGUAGCCAAUCUUCAAGUGAAGGGUAUUUGGGUUGGUAUGAUUUUUGGGGUGGUCACUGAGACACUUGCCUUGUGUUAUAUGACAUGGAAAACAAAUUGGGAUAACGAGGUGGCUAAGUCUAAAACACGCCUCAAAAGAUUUUUCUUGAAUUCUGAAGAUUCCAAUCAACCUUCUCAACUAGCUUGAGGUUCAAAAAGUAGAGCAGAAUAUUUAUGAAUACCAUCCUUUCAUUUGGUAUUAUUUAUCAAUUCUCUAGUACUAUUGGCAUUGUGCACUAGUUUAAUUAAUAACCAUGAUGCAGAAUUUCUCGUCAUUUUUAUUUAACUUGUAUUGUGCUUUGAAAUUUUUGUGUUACUCAAUCUAGAGAUAGAGCACUUAUGUGAGAGUUACCAAUUUAUGAAAUUGCUCGGCUAGUAAUUUUAAUUCCAACAUUUGUUGCAA